This is a messenger RNA of Monopterus albus (swamp eel), 13243 nucleotides long. RefSeq names its product calcium channel, voltage-dependent, L type, alpha 1C subunit (gene cacna1c). Gene Ontology annotation, biological process: calcium ion import across plasma membrane. The transcript is spliced from 51 exons. The record is from RefSeq and is a predicted model, not a curated record. Gene Ontology annotation, cellular component: voltage-gated calcium channel complex; membrane. Gene Ontology annotation, molecular function: high voltage-gated calcium channel activity. NCBI's taxonomy places the organism in Eukaryota, Metazoa, Chordata, Actinopteri, Synbranchiformes, Synbranchidae. Bases 894 to 7838 code for a protein of 2314 amino acids.
CUAAGCUGCAGGGGCAGCAGAGGCAGAGAGAAGAAAGAGAUCAAACUCCCGAUCAGUGAGACACAGCCAGACAGGCAGACAGACAGGCAGACAGACACAUAGACUGACUGACAGACGAACCACCGGACCAUUACGGACUGGAUCAGGACGUUGAAACCCGCCUCCGGAUGAGACAGGACGGCCUGGCUUUUGUUUUUUUGGGGGGACUCUGCUACAGAUACGUGGAAUAACCGACAAGCUAUUGGGAGAGUUAACCCCGUGCUACCCGUGAUGGAAUAUUUACGCUCUUCUCAAUUUCUAAUUUUUCUUAUUUUCCCUUCCUUCUCCUUCUCUUCUUCCACCACCUCCACCUCCUCUUCUUCAUCCCCUCACAUUCUGACACGCUGCUGAAGAUGCGCGCGAAUGCGUCUUUUGCGCACUUCCAUUGCGACCACCACUGACAGCGUUCGUGCUUUAUAACAUUUUGAAACCUUAUUUUUUUAAUCACAGCAAGGGAGAGGGGAGAAAGAAAGAGGGAGAGAGCGAGCGAGGUGUGAAUUGAAUUGAACGCGGUGCUGGUCUCAUGUUUCUUGCCUAGGGCCCGGAUGUACCGAGGGAUGCACCGGUGCGUUUUCCCAACCGGUUCCGCCGAAAGCUCCCUCUUUUUUCUCGCCUUCACCUCCAUCAUGGGGAUUAGGUAAUAUUCACUCCAUCCGAAGAGACCCUCUCCAUAAAGAAAAAUAACGGAAUACCCAAAACUAUCUGUGCCAGACAGUUCUUUCUUAUUUUUCCCUGUUUUUUGAUUUCUUUAUUUUUGGGGGGCUUUUCCCCUCUUGUUAUUUUUCCUCCUCCUCCACAGCUUUUUCCUCUCUCUCUCUUCCAUUCACCUAUAGGGAUAACGCCGGACUACAUUUAUGGUAAAUGAAAGCAAAAACAUGUACAUCCCGGAGGAUACCCUUGAGAACCAUCAAGGCUCCGACUACUCUCCCCCUCCCCCCCUGCCUCAGCUUCCUCACCCCAGCCUGACCAACGAGCACAGUGGCAGUGGUAGCCGUGGCAACCAUGGUGGAGGAGGUGGUGGGCUUAACCAUGGGGUGGGCGUGGUGGGCCUGGCUCCAGAGCACAUUCCCACACCGGGGGCGGCUUUGAGCUGGCAGGCAGCCAUCGAUGCUGCACGGCAGGCAAAGAUGAUGGGCAAUGCUGCGUCGGGUGGAGGGUCGGAGCUUGGGUCAGGAGGCGGCGGGCCCAUCUCCACAGCCAGCUCCACACAAAGGAAGAGACAACACUAUAGCUCUAAGCCCAAGAAGCAGACGACGACGACAGCAACAAGGCCGCCACGGGCCCUACUGUGUCUCACGCUCAAGAACCCCAUCCGCAGGGCCUGCAUCAGCAUUGUGGAGUGGAAACCAUUUGAGAUCAUCAUCCUGAUGACAAUUUUCGCCAACUGUGUGGCCUUAGCUGUCUACAUCCCCUUCCCUGAGGAUGAUUCAAAUGCCACCAACUCUAACCUAGAGCGUGUGGAGUAUCUGUUCCUCAUCAUUUUCACAGUGGAGGCAUUCCUAAAGGUAAUAGCCUACGGCCUGCUCUUCCACCCCAACGCCUACUUGAGGAACGGCUGGAAUCUGCUGGAUUUCAUCAUUGUAGUCGUAGGGUUAUUCAGUGCAAUCUUAGAGCAGGCCACCAAGGUGGAAGGAGCCACUCCUAUUGGUGGGAAGGCAGCAGGCUUCGAUGUCAAAGCUCUGAGGGCAUUCAGAGUACUCAGACCCCUCAGACUGGUCUCUGGAGUGCCCAGUUUACAGGUAGUGUUGAACUCCAUAAUCAAAGCCAUGGUUCCUCUGCUCCAUAUCGCCCUGCUGGUCCUCUUCGUCAUCAUCAUUUAUGCCAUCAUUGGCCUGGAGCUCUUCAUGGGCAAGAUGCACAAGACCUGCAUUUAUGAGCAUUUAGGCACCAUUGCGGAGGAAAAGCCAGCACCGUGCGCACCUGAUGGAGCUUACGGUCGACACUGUAAACUGAAUGGAACAGAGUGCAAAAUGGGAUGGGAGGGCCCAAAUGACGGCAUCACCAACUUUGACAACUUUGCUUUUGCCAUGUUAACGGUGUUCCAGUGUAUAACCAUGGAGGGCUGGACGGAUGUGCUAUACUGGAUGCAGGAUGCUAUGGGCUAUGAGCUGCCAUGGGUCUAUUUUGUCUCUCUUGUCAUCUUCGGCUCGUUUUUCGUUCUCAAUCUCGUUCUGGGGGUGUUGAGCGGAGAGUUUUCCAAAGAGAGGGAAAAGGCCAAGGCACGUGGUGACUUCCAGAAACUCAGAGAAAAACAACAACUGGAGGAGGACCUCAAGGGCUAUUUAGACUGGAUCACCCAGGCUGAAGAUAUUGACCCAGAGAAUGAAGAGGAGGGCUUGGAUGAUGACAAACCCAGAAACCUGAGCAUGCCAGCCAGUGAGAAUGAGUCAGUCAACACAGACAACGCCCCCGGGGGAGACGUGGAGGGGGAGACCUGCUGUACCCGGCUAGCAAAUAGGAUCUCCAAAUCCAAGUUCAGUCGCUACUCUCGGCGGUGGAACAGGCUGUGUAGGAGAAAGUGUCGGGCGGCCGUCAAAUCGCAGGUUUUCUAUUGGCUGGUCAUCUUCCUGGUUUUCCUCAACACUCUGACCAUUGCCUCUGAACAUCACAAGCAACCUCAGUGGUUAACUGAUGUACAAGACAUAGCCAAUAAGGUGCUGCUAGCACUCUUCACUGGUGAGAUGCUGUUGAAGAUGUACAGUCUGGGCCUGCAGGCAUACUUUGUUUCACUGUUUAAUCGCUUCGACAGCUUCGUAGUUUGUGGAGGAAUUCUUGAGACCAUUCUAGUGGAAACCAAGAUCAUGUCUCCUCUCGGCAUCUCUGUGUUACGUUGUGUGCGGUUGCUACGAAUCUUCAAAAUAACCAGAUACUGGAACUCGCUGUCCAACCUGGUGGCCUCCCUGCUAAACUCUGUUCGUUCCAUUGCAUCCCUGUUGCUCCUGCUGUUCCUCUUCAUCAUCAUCUUCUCCCUGCUCGGCAUGCAGCUCUUUGGGGGGAAAUUCAACUUCGAUGAGACCCGUCGCAGCACCUUCGACAACUUUCCCCAGUCUCUGCUCACUGUGUUUCAGAUCCUAACAGGAGAGGACUGGAACUCUGUGAUGUAUGAUGGCAUCAUGGCAUAUGGUGGACCGUCCUUCCCUGGCAUGCUGGUCUGCAUCUACUUCAUCAUCCUCUUCAUCUGUGGAAACUAUAUCCUACUGAAUGUCUUCUUGGCCAUUGCUGUAGACAAUCUCGCAGAUGCUGAGAGCCUGACAUCUGCCCAGAAAGAAGAAGAAGAGGAGAAGGAGAGGAAAAAACUGGCCAGGUUGGCCAGUCCAGAGAAGUGUCAGGACAAUGAGAAGCCACCUCUGGAGGAGAAGAAGGAGAAGAUAGAGCUCAAGUCCAUCACCUCUGAUGGAGAGACCAACACUGCUACUAAGAUCAACAUGGAUGACUACUGUGGAGAUGAGAAUGAAGAGAAGAAUCCAUAUCCUGCAAAUGACUACAUAGGAGAUGAUGAUGAUGACGAGCCAGAGAUGCCAGUGGGCCCGAGGCCACGGCCACUCUCCGACAUUCAGCUAAAGGAGAAGGCUGUUCCCAUGCCUGAGGCUCGUGCUUUCUUCAUCUUCAGCCAUACCAACAAAUUCAGGGUUCUGUGCCAUAAGAUCGUCAACCAUAACAUUUUUACCAACCUCAUCCUCUUCUUCAUCCUGCUCAGCAGCAUCAGUCUGGCAGCGGAGGACCCAGUCAAGAAUGACUCCUUCAGAAACCAGAUCCUUGGCUAUGCAGAUCAUGUCUUCACUGGACUCUUCACCAUAGAGAUCAUUCUGAAGAUGACAGCCUAUGGAGCCUUCCUCCAUAAAGGUUCAUUCUGUAGAAACUAUUUCAACAUCCUGGACCUGGUGGUGGUUAGUGUGUCCCUCAUCUCCUCUGGAAUACAGUCCAGUGCGAUUAAUGUGGUGAAGAUCCUGAGAGUUCUGCGAGUGCUCAGACCGCUGAGGGCCAUCAACAGAGCCAAGGGACUAAAGCAUGUUGUGCAGUGUGUUUUUGUGGCCAUCAGGACCAUUGGCAACAUUGUCAUUGUCACCACAUUACUCCAGUUCAUGUUCGCAUGUAUUGGAGUACAACUCUUUAAGGGCAAGUUCUCCUUCUGUACUGACAGCUCUAAACAAACUCAGGCAGAGUGCAGGGGUUCGUACAUCAUGUAUAAGGAUGGUGAUGUGGGGAAGCCUGAAAGAGCCCAGAGAUCAUGGGAGAACAGUGACUUUAACUUUGAUGAUGUUCUACAAGGCAUGAUGGCUCUAUUUGCUGUGUCUACCUUUGAGGGCUGGCCAGGGUUACUAUACCGAGCCAUAGAUUCUCAUGCUGAGGACGUCGGGCCCGUCUACAACUAUCGCGUGGUCAUCUCCAUCUUCUUCAUCAUCUACAUCAUCAUCAUCGCCUUCUUCAUGAUGAACAUCUUUGUCGGUUUCGUCAUUGUCACAUUCCAGGAGCAAGGAGAGCAAGAAUAUAAAAACUGUGAGCUGGACAAGAACCAGCGUCAGUGUGUGGAGUAUGCCUUGAAGGCCCGUCCGUUGCGUCGCUACAUCCCCAAGAACCCCUACCAGUACAAGGUGUGGUAUGUGGUCAACUCCACAUACUUUGAGUACCUGAUGUUCACACUCAUCCUUCUGAACACCAUCUGUCUGGCCAUGCAGCAUCAUGGACAGACCAAAAAUUUCAAUGAUGCCAUGAACAUCCUCAACAUGCUCUUCACAGGACUCUUCACUGUGGAGAUGAUCCUUAAACUGAUCGCCUUCAAACCCAGGGGGUACUUUAGUGAUCCCUGGAAUGUGUUUGAUUUCCUCAUCGUAAUUGGCAGCAUAAUAGACGUCAUUCUCAGUGAGAUCAACCCAGCUGACUCCUCCUCGUCUUCGUCCUCCUCCUCUUCGUCCUCCUCCUCCUCCUCUUCCUCCUCUCACCCCCCUGUGGUAAGGCCAAUGGUACGCUCCAACGGUAACCUCGUCCGCCUCCCUGCCUCCUCCACCAUUCCUCCAUCCCUCCAUCCUUCCAUCCCUCCUUCUGCUACAUCAUCCAUGGGACUGCAGAACUCUGAAGAGAACGCCAGGAUCUCCAUCACCUUCUUCAGACUGUUCCGCGUGAUGAGGCUGGUGAAGCUGCUGUCUCGCGGGGAAGGGAUUCGGACCCUGCUGUGGACCUUCAUCAAAUCCUUCCAAGCUCUGCCCUAUGUAGCUCUGCUUAUAGUGAUGCUAUUCUUCAUAUACGCUGUCAUCGGCAUGCAGAUGUUUGGUAAGAUAGCACUGCGGGACCACACACAGAUCAACAGGAACAACAAUUUCCAGACAUUCCCUCAGGCAGUGCUGCUGCUCUUCAGAUGUGCAACAGGUGAGGCAUGGCAGGAGAUCAUGCUUGCAUGCUCUCCCAAUCGGCCGUGUGAGAAAGGAUCAACCAGUGACAACAGCACAUCCAGCGAGGACUGUGGCAGCCAGUUUGCCAUCAUUUACUUUGUCAGCUUCUACAUGCUCUGUGCCUUUCUGAUCAUCAACCUGUUUGUGGCUGUCAUCAUGGACAACUUUGACUACCUGACGCGUGACUGGUCAAUCCUGGGGCCACAUCAUCUUGAUGAAUUCAAGAGGAUCUGGGCUGAAUAUGACCCAGAAGCUAAGGGCAGGAUCAAGCACCUUGAUGUGGUGACUCUGCUCCGGAGAAUCCAGCCUCCACUUGGCUUUGGCAAGCUUUGUCCCCACAGGGUGGCCUGCAAGCGUCUGGUGUCGAUGAACAUGCCUCUGAACAGUGAUGGGACAGUGAUGUUCAACGCCACACUGUUUGCUCUGGUCAGAACCGCACUCAGGAUCAAGACGGAAGGUAAUCUGGAGCAAGCCAAUGAAGAACUUCGGGCAAUAGUGAAGAAGAUCUGGAAGAGAACCAGCAUGAAGCUCUUAGAUCAAGUAGUGCCCCCUGCUGGUGACGAUGAGGUAACAGUUGGGAAGUUCUACGCUACCUUCCUCAUUCAAGAAUAUUUCCGCAAGUUUAAGAAGAGGAAAGAACAAGGGCUGGUGGCCAAGGUGCCCCCCAAAACUGCCCUCUCUCUGCAGGCGGGCCUGCGGACAUUGCAUGACAUUGGUCCAGAAAUUCGGAGGGCCAUCUCUGGAGACCUGACUGUAGAAGAGGAGCUGGACAAAGGUCUGAAGGAGCCUGUGUCAGCUGCAUCUGAGGAUGAUAUCUUCAGGGUAAAGCGCACGGGUGGGUUGUUUGGCAAUCACGUCAACUACUACAACCAAAGUGAUGGCCGCAGUUCUUUCCCACAGUCCUUCACUACCCAACGUCCCUUGCAUAUCAGUCAAAAGGGCUCACCUUGUGAAGGCGAGAGCCCAUCACAUGAAAAGCUCAUGGACUCGACCACUUUCACCCCUUCUUCCUACUCCUACUCUUCAUCAGGCUCCAAUGCCAACAUCAACAAUGCCAACAACACUGGCAUGGCCGGGGUGCCAACCCAGGGCAUCAUUCGAUUCCCAAGCCCAUCCAUAAGCACUGUGGAUGGGCACACAGAACAGCCACUCACCCCCAUCCUGCUCCCAAGAUCUGCAUGGUGCUUUCCUCCAAAAAGCUCGGACUCUAGUGAAAGCCGUCUGCCAAUCAUCCGAAGAGGGGAGGGGUCAACAGAGGAGACGUAUGAUGAGAGCUAUGGCGAUGAUAGGGAGUACCACGAGGAGGACCACUCGCUCUCCUCUGACAUGCUUGUGUAUCAUGAUGAAACAUGUAAGCAGCUGACUCCCAUGGAGGGAGGAGAGGAGUUAGAAGACAGAAGAGGAGGAGGGUGGCAAUCUCCCAGGAGAGUCUUCCUCUGCCCCACUUCUCUGGGGCGGAGAUCUUCCUUCCAUCUUGAGUGUCUCAGGAGACAAUCAAGGCCAGACGUCUCACAGAAGACGGCUGUACCCUUACACCUUGUACAUCAUCAGGCUCUAGCAGUGGCAGGGUUGAGUCCUCUGCUCAGAAGGAGUCACUCACCUACCCUCUUCAGCCGGCUAUGCUCUACACCUCCAGCCAGUCCCACAGCUCAUGGGAGUGAUGCUUCCUGCCAGCAAGUGCCCUCUCUGAGGCUAGAGGGCUCCAGCUCCCAUGAAAAGCUUAAUACUAGCUUGCCCUCUGUCAACUGUGGGCCCUGGUACGGUGACAAUAACAGAAGGCCCAGUUCUAGUCCCAUCCCCAGCACACUGGUGUCCAGUCAUAGAGCGCCACGGCCGGUGUCGCUCACAGUACCAUCAGUGCUGAGAAAAGACUCUAGCUUGACGUCUCAUGGCAGCGCAGGCAGUUUGGUGGAGGCAGUGCUAAUAUCUGAGGGGCUGGGUCGUUUCGCCCAGGACCCAUCAUUCAUUGAGGCAACCAAAGCCGAGUUGGCUGAUGCUUGCGACAUGACUAUCGAGGAGAUGGAGCACGCUGCCAACAACAUUCUCAAUGGCAGCACCACUGCAAACAUCGCAUCUAGCAGCCCCUCCACCUCCCAGCACAGCCCUAAUGGCAACCUCCUCCCCUUCCACACAACAGCAGCAACACACAGGGACCGAGUGGUCAGCUUGAGUCCCAGUGAGGGCGGGGGAGAGGCUGGAGGAAGUAGAGGCUCAGUCCAUGAGCCAUCCUCUGUGGAGGAGCGGCAAGAGCUGUUAAUAUGUGGGAGAGGACGAGAGGAGGAGGAGGAGGAGGAGGAGGGAGGAGUGAGAAAGGAGGAGCAUCACAGAAGCUCAGUUGUGGCUGGAGGAGCGCGGCAGAGGAACAGCGGGCUGUUGGAAGAUGAGGAUUUGGAGUGUGUGACAAGUUUGUAGGAGUCAGCUCAAUAGGUUCGACUAGCCCCUCUGACAUCAUCAGAGACUGACACUCGUCAGUGCUGGGUAACAGCGCCACAGCUGGCUCUGUCUGUCCCCACCGCUCACACACACACACUGUCUGCCUCUCUGCCAGACGUAACAGCUCUGGACAAUGGCGGCCAGUGACACAACCUUAAACACCUGGUUACAACUUUGUUGGAUUGUAAGUGUGUGAAUGUUUGUAGUAAAGUAUUCCGCACUAUAGUCUAUACUGUCUGAGUGUUUGUUUGUAUGUAUGAGUUAUGAUUUUUCUCUUUUUGUAGGUGUGUGUGUGUGUGUGUGUGUGUUCUCCACACAUUUCUGAGUGUGUCUCUAAAGUGCCUCACAGUUUUAUCAUAUCCUCAAAGUAUGAAGAGCAGAACAGUAGAGACAAGCAAAAAAGACAAAGGAACGUAGGAGUAAUGGAAAGGUAGAAAGGAAACAGAGGCAGGAAGUCCUUUUAUGGAUUUCCUGCAAUUGACAGUGUGUUUAUUGUUUUUCUUUUAUUUCCUAUGUCUACUUUGGUGUUGUGUUAUUGUUGUUUAUCUGGCCACCAUGAAGCCAGGUAGGGGACAACAGACCAGCUAGUAUGGGGGUCAGAUUAAGAUCUGACCAUGCCCUCUGGAGGUCAAAGAUCAACCCUUCCUUCUUGGAUCACUGAUGACAAAGCGCUGUAAAACAGGGUGAGGAAAACCCUGUUUAAAAUGUCAUUUUCUCCUCCUCUUCCAAAGCUAUGGGACCUUGGAGCACAUCCCUGCCAACUCUGGGGUGGAAUCAAGGUGAUACACUGCCCCAGCCAUGAGGGGGGAAGGAUUUGAGGGAUGGACCAACAGCCACAACAGGGCUGCUCCAGGGGGCUAUUGGCAGAGAGAGACACUCUGGCCAACAGGAAGCUAGCCAGCCCUUUUUCUGCUGGUCAGUAAGAUGCCAGCGGCAGACAAACUCACCUCAUCUGUUACCUUGAUCUGGCUUUUCCUCCUCCACUUGCUCAUCCUUGUUUGGUCAUGCCCACUUCCUGCCCCAAACAGGAAAUGGGAGGAGCAUUUGGUGGCUAAGCUGAAACAGCAAGCCCCUUUUCUGCCUCAUACCUCACUGUUCCUCACUCCUCCCUCUCUCCUUCCUCCCAUCUCUUUGGUUAUUCUACCACCCCUUUUCCUCCAUCACUGAGUUUUUGCUUUUUCAGUCCUUGGGGAGGUGUGCGUGUGUUGAACAGGGCAACAGAGACGGUAAGGUGGAGGAGAGAAUGGGAGUGAACGAUUAAGAAAAGAACUGACUCAGGGCAGGGAUCAAUACAGGAUCUGCCCAUCAAUCAACCUCACUUCCUUCUUCAAGACCCUCCUCUUCCUCUCAGCAUGGAAACCUACUGGAUGUGCUGCCACCCACUCCCUCUACAGACCACACCCACUAUGUAUUUAACAGUUCAAUAUUGUGCAAAACUGACUAGCCAUGACUAUUUUGAUUUAUAUUCAUGAUGUUAUUGGUUUAAUUUAUCUAUGAUUUGUUUGCACAAUCGGGGUGCUGGUCUUAUAAAUGUAUUUUUGCUCAGUUUAUUUUAGGAGAAUUUUAAGAGGUUUUAAGUAUUGAAGCAGGGCGUAGUGUUUGCGUUCGAGUGUAUAACUAUAUUUGUGCGUGCAAGUGAGUGUCUGCGUUUUAGUACAGAAUGCGUGUGUGUACGAGUGUGUGAGAUAGUGUGUGUAUCUAAAAGGGGGGUCUUUCUCUCUAUCAGUAUGCACCUUUUACAGAUUGUAUCUAUUUAUUUAUUUAUUUUUCCCAGAAGAGAAAAAAAUAUGUGAGAAUGUGUUUGUAUGUAUGAGUGUGUGUGUGCCUGUGUUCUGAGUGGUUACUCAUGUAUUCUAAAAAGCUGAUUUUAAGCCUAGACAGUAAAUUAAGGUAGCAUUACAAGCAUGGUGUUGUAUGUGUGUGUGCGUGUAUGAAGGUAUGUGUGUGAUAAUGGGCCUCCUUAACACAGGGUUACCAUGGACAGGCAUGCUUCCAAAGCUUUGUGAUUUCUUUAGUACAGUUUUUACUUUUUAGCCAAGCUGCAGAGUCAGAAGCCACUGUCUCUUUGAAGAUGAGUCAUCACAUAACUUUUCUUUAGCUGUGUAGAGGUAGUUAAGAGUAAGGUUUCCAACAAGAUCUGAAUGAUGGUCGCAUUUACAAUGUGAUUAGUUUUGGUAUUGUAGCUUGGCCAGAAGGUAAGACACCUUUUGGCAAUUGCUGCUUUUCUUCUUCAUGAAUGGUUGCUCUAAAUGGUAAAAGCACCAAAUUUUUACUGCCACAGUAAUGCCUAUUGAAUGAACUGGGGCGGUGACGCCCUAUUGCUCGGCUGCAACACCUUAAUCACAUGAUUUUAUCAUUUAAUCAUAAUUAAAACUCCAGUGAACUAUCAGGCAGGUGUACAGAUGCUGCAAGACUUCUGAAUCACUUCACUUUGAACGAGGUCCACUCACUUUCUGAUUUGUUAGCAUUGUCAACUGAUCAACUAAUUUCCUGUUUGUAAUAAAAUAUGCUGGCAAAACUAACUACUGGGAAGUUAUAAUACAAAUUGGAAAUGUAUUGCUAUUUGAUAAUUGUUUGGUUAAUGUGAUUAAUUCAAAUUCAGAGGAAAGUUGGAUGGUAUUUUGAUAUGAUUUGUUUUGGGGGUUUUUUUGUGGCAUCUAGGUAGCAUACUAACAUUUUUGAUCCACCUUUCUCUUUUAAUGUUUGGUUCUUGAUUAUAGUUUGAUUCACUAUAGAUAAAGUAUGGCCACAGUGUGCCAUAGCCAGGUAUGGUACUCAGGCCUCAGGUCAAUGCACAGUGCACAGGUCUCAUUUUGGUAUUGUAUCAAUUCCAAAAAAGCAUUAUUAUUAUGUCAAUGACGCUAUUAUAUUUAAAACUCAAAUCAUGUAGUUCAACUCUCCAUACAAAGUCACAUGAGGCGCCUACCAGACAAGUGCUCAUGUGCAGAUACAGCUCAACAGAUCUAGUUAUACCAGCCAAAAAUGAUCUUGUAAGAACAGCCCUUAGUUUUCACCUUAAUUCAUCAUUAAGGACUCACUGCUGAGAUUGAUUCCUACUUGUUAAGCAGAGCAGGUCUGUGGCAAACAAAGGGUUGGUAUGAACACACUGCCAUACACUGCAUCCUGUGCCAGUAACAGACUUCUGAUAUUAUUAUGCAAACUAAAUGUGAACGUUGACUGUGUUUUUCAUGGCAGUGCUACUGGUUUGUGUUUAAGAUCAUACUGCAAAUCCUGAAGGUUUGUGCUGUCAAAGGAAUACCAAACCACCACCCCCUUCAGCACUUUCCUUCUUUUUUCUUUUUUUCUUUCCUACUUUCUAAAACACCUCAUUAAAAUAGGCGGUUUCAAAAUCAUAUCAUACCAUAAGCUAACAUGCUCACAUCAAUUUCAGUAUAAGCUUCUUUUUGGGAGUUAAUGUUAAUGUGUACGGGGCAGGAUCUGACUUCAGUAACCUUAAAAUUAGCACAAUCAAACUUUGUGCUUUGAUCAUAGUUUCCACGCUUUGUUGUAUUGACCCAGGUUAAAGUUUAGUUAACCCAGAAUGUAAAAGACAUUAGGGUUUCUUCUCCCACUUAUUUUCACUGAUAUUCUCACUAAUAAAUGUAAUCAGCAGACACCUGAACGGUAAAGUAGUAGUUCUUGUAUCCAAGCUACAGUGGACCCAGCAGUAUUUCUGCUUGCUACCAACCAUUUCAUCAUGCAGUGUAACAGACAUGAAUGCUCCUCUCUCAGAUCAGUUUGAUACGAAACCAUGUAAUAAUGAAUGACAGUAGUAAAUUGAACACAGAACCACCAUCACAUGUGGGCAAGAUAAAAUUAAGAUGGAAAGGUUUCUACAAAGUUGCAUAGCUGGCAUUUUCUUUUAUCAUCAUAGCCUUAAAAUAAGUAAUCAGUAAUCAAAACAAUGUUCACCACCUAAAUAAUAUACUGUAUGCAUGCACUCAGAAGCUACUUUUAGUUCCUAUCUUGCUAUCUUUAAUUUCAUACUUACUUUCAUAUUCGCAUGUUAUAGACACCCACUUACAUUAUGGAGUAACCCUGCAGAUCAGAAGUGUCAAACCAGGCUUUGCUGUGUGUGUUUAAAGGCUUGUUGGUUGCAAAUGUUGGUGAGUUUCAAGGGCCUGUCGUGCCCCCGUGUGGAGUGGAGCAGCAUUGCAGUUUUUUGUUAUAUACUAUACAGGUUGGCAUGAAACUCUGAGGUGUUGUGUUGCAGUGUAAUGGUAUGAGUGGGUGUAAUCCUGAAUCCCACAAGAUAUGCAAAAACAAUGCAAUAACUAUGACUGUAUACAAGGGUCCUGAAGUAAUUAUACUUGUGAAAGUGAGAAAAAAAACUAUCAUGAAGAUGUAAUAUUUUCUGUUUGUUACAUUUUUAAGUAAACUCUCUCCAUGUGAGAGAAACCUAACAUACUUGAAAUCAGGUACUUUGCAGUGCAGUAUAGUAAAGAUGUAUUUAUUUAUCUUUCUCAUGCCAAGGUGCUGGAUAUGCACCUGCAGUCAAAAAUGUGUACCGAGACAGUGACAUGACGUCAUUGUGUUUGCUUGUGCUUUAACAUCCAGCCAAAAUACACUGAGUGAAAAUUUGAUCAUUUGUUUGGAUGAUUCAGCAGCAAAACCAGCUAACAUCAUCUCAUUGACUUGGUACUUUUUGACUGUAUCACUUUCUCUUGUUCAUUUCCAGUUAUAGUUUUUAAAUGGACUUUGCUGUGGGUGUACCAUCAGUUUUGCAUGAGGUUCACAUGUUGACAUUUGAGCAUUCCAGAUUUUUCAGUCAUUUGUGUUUUAAUCAAAGUAAUUAUCAUAUCACCUUAUGGCAGAGUAGCUAUUUGUAUUUUGUGUGAAUACUGUUUUUAAAGCAUUUCUUCUCUAGAUUAACAUAUGACUGUGGACACAAGUUGAUGGUAUUUGGAUGGUGGUUUUGCAUAUCUUGUGUCUUAUGGGCUCUUAGUCCAUUUUCUGAUAGAGCUCAUGUUUAUAUGAUUGUCAUGAGACAUGAAAGAAACUAUAGUAUUUUUUAUGCCCCAGUUCAGACAGGCAUCACUAAUUCUUUGCCUUUGUGUUUAGUAGUCUCUUACAGUCUCUUGUCUGACUUUGUCUUUAUCUUCUACCCUUCCAACUACCGACAUGUGGGAGACAGACCAGUGGAAAUAACUGAUAUGAAAUCAACCAAAUUACCCAAAAUAAGUAACUUUUUCCACAAAAAAACUGGUGGAUUGAACCAGAGGCUCCACAUGAAUAAAACACACAGGCUUUUACUUUCUAUAUUCUCAUUAAAUUAAAAUGAAGCUGUGUCCCAGUUCCAUAUUACAUAUCAAGUCUACACAGGUUUGGUUAAAUAUGUAGUCACACUGAAAACAUGACAGACAUAGUAAAAAAACAAAAAAAAA